CGCACGCACAAAAACUCAUUCUCGCCUCAUUGUUUCCUAAUAGGGAACUGAUCUGAGGUAGUUCCCUUUUUCACAAUAUUGGCUUCCAACUCCAACCAGUUCAAUGACUGACCAGGGUUAGAAAGGGGUUUGCUACAUUAUCUCAGUCAGUUCUUUGGCUUUAUAAUCACUGGCUUCCUUUUCGCUUUUCUAUGGAGAGGCACUGUAUGUAGUAAACGUUCUGGAAAUCUAUUACUAGGGAACCUUCAUUCUGAAUCUAGAGUGAUGAAGGAACACUAACGUUACAUAGAGUUUUUUGUACCUCUUCUUGGAAGGAACUGAUACAUAGGAUGCAUCCCAAACAGCCCCCAUAUUCCCGUGUAUAGGGAACAGAAGUAGUGCACAGGGUUCCAUUUGGGACAUAAAUACGGUAGUUCUUAUUUUUUUGCAUCAUUUCAGGUUCUUCCCAGCAUCUUGGAAUUACAAUGAAUCACAUGAUCUUCAGAAAAUAAAUGAGCCAAUGGGGUGCUCCGUUGUCCAAAAACACCAAACUCUCCUGGAACAAUAAGAUAUCCACAAAACCAUAGUUCUGCAUUUCAAGUACAGGAGAACACAACCCUCAAAACAAAACAAAGAAAAAGAUCUUUGAAGAAAAACAUCGGGUUCCUUUCAACAAUAUACAGAGGGCAAUAUUCUCAGUACCAGCAUGUUAUUCUGAGCAUUCGUCCAAAUAUUUGGAGAGAACGGGGAGAGAUGAAACGGAGGCAGAACAAUGGGACUGAGGUGGUGUUAUGGCGUUCGUGCGUCUCGCCUCGUUGGCCCUUUGUGUUUCUGGUCCCCAGUCAGUCCCCUCCGUGUUCAGGCUGGGUCCAGGUGGGGUCUGGUCUCUCUGGUGGUCACACACACACACACACACGCGCCACUCAUUCUCGCCUCAUUGUUUCCUAGUAGGGAACUGAUCUGAGGUAGUUCCCUUUUUCACAAUAUUGGCUUCCAACUCCAACCAGUUCAAUGACUGACCAGGGUUAGAAAGGGGUUUGCUACAUUAUCUCAGUCACUAAUAUUACAAACCCUUAUCUGAAAUUCCAACACUGGGCAUUCCAGAGCUUGAGCAGCAGCUUCAGAAAACUAAAGAGCUCACGGGCAAUUGGCUGGAAAAUGGACUCCUGGUGUACCACUGACGAAGACAUGGCGGAGGUCAAGAAGGAAGCGUUGGAGCGUCUGCGUCCGUACCUCUGUGAGAAGCUAGUGGCCGAUCGCCACCUGGACUACCUUCGGUCCAGGAGGGUCCUUACGCGGGACGACGCCGAGGACAUCUGCUGCAGGGUGGGGAACAGCAAGAAGACCGGUAGGAUGCUGGACUACUUAGCCGAGACCCCCAGGGGUCUCGACUACCUCGUGGAGUCCAUACGCCGAGUGAGGACCAAGGACUUUGUCAUCGGGAAGAUCACCAGCGAAGUCGAGGCGGUGAAGAUGGAGAGGAGAGAGGAGGCCAUCUUGUCAGCAGCAGGUAGUUCUUCGCCGGUCUGUAUAUGCAAAGAGAGAACUCCCUUUGUGUCGUUUCAGAGUGACAGUACUGGAUACAAAGGCAGUAGUGAAGCACAGUCCAUCCAAACCUCUCUGUCCAACUCCGAAGACAAGUGGGGUCAAAAUGAAGCAUCCUUUUCCUGGAGUGCCCUUCCUGAAGGAGUUAGUGUGUCUUCUCUACCCAGUCUCCCGAAACCAGGAGAGCAGGGCGCCCCUUCAGUGCCCCUUGAGGACACCGAGCCCGGGACCUUAGAGUCUGAGAUCAGUGACCAGUUUCACACCCUCCGUUCCUUUUCAAACCCCUUUCUGUGAUGGAGUAAUACAGAAUGUCUGGAUUCAAACAGACAGUUUGGAUUAUAUGGGGACAGUAAAGGGUUAGGUUUUAUUGUUUCAUAACUGUACAUGUCAUCGUUAUCGAAUGUUUUAUUUUCCAUAUCAUAAAAGCCU
This is a messenger RNA of Salvelinus namaycush (lake trout), 1953 nucleotides long. Its product is annotated as B-cell lymphoma/leukemia 10-like. The record is from RefSeq and is a predicted model, not a curated record. Gene Ontology annotation, cellular component: cytosol; CBM complex. The coding region runs from base 1138 to 1818 and encodes 226 amino acids. Lineage: Eukaryota; Metazoa; Chordata; Actinopteri; Salmoniformes; Salmonidae. The transcript has a single exon. Gene Ontology annotation, molecular function: transcription coactivator activity; kinase activator activity; protein kinase B binding. Gene Ontology annotation, biological process: canonical NF-kappaB signal transduction; apoptotic process; positive regulation of extrinsic apoptotic signaling pathway.